GCCAUCUUGUUCCCAGGGGCAGUUGGCGGAAGAGAUCGUGCUCCCUGGCUCUCCGCUCUCCUUUGCGCCCGGCGUCCUCGCGGCUUGCGUUUGCUGUGCGCCCCGGGCCCGGGGUCCGUGUGUCGGCGUCCCAGUUACAGUCCCACGCUCGGCUGGGGCACAACGCAGCGGGCUCCCCGGCCCGACGGCCUUCCAUGGAGUAGGUCCGGGACCGUUGUCCCGAAGAGCGCGAUCGAGCUUGGGCCUCCCCCCCCCCCCCCCCCCCCCCCUCCUGCCGCGGCAACAUGGCUAACAACAGCCCCGCGCUAACAGGCAACUCGCAACCGCAGCACCAGGCGGCCGCGGCCGUGGCCCAGCAGCAGCAGCCAUGCGGCGGCGGCGGCGCCACCAAGCCGGCGGUGUCGGGCAAACAGGGCAACGUGCUGCCGCUGUGGGGCAACGAGAAGACCAUGAACCUCAACCCCAUGAUCCUCACCAACAUCCUGUCGUCGCCUUACUUCAAAGUGCAGCUUUACGAGCUCAAGACCUACCACGAGGUGGUGGACGAGAUCUACUUUAAGGUCACACAUGUUGAGCCAUGGGAGAAAGGAAGCAGGAAGACAGCUGGCCAGACGGGGAUGUGCGGAGGGGUUCGAGGUGUUGGAACAGGAGGCAUUGUUUCUACCGCUUUUUGCCUGUUGUACAAAUUAUUCACCCUGAAGUUAACUCGAAAGCAAGUGAUGGGUCUCAUAACACAUACAGACUCUCCAUAUAUCAGAGCUCUUGGAUUUAUGUAUAUAAGGUAUACACAGCCCCCUACAGACCUGUGGGACUGGUUUGAGCCCUUCCUUGACGACGAGGAGGACCUAGAUGUGAAAGCUGGUGGAGGCUGUGUAAUGACCAUUGGAGAGAUGCUUCGCUCCUUUCUCACAAAACUGGAGUGGUUUUCUACAUUGUUUCCAAGAAUUCCAGUUCCAGUUCAGAAGAAUAUUGAUCAACAGAUUAAAACCCGGCCUAGGAAAAUGAAGAAAGAUGGCAAGGAAGGGGUUGAGGAGAUAGACAGACAUGUUGAGCGCCGGCGGUCCAGAUCUCCAAGGAGAUCACUGAGUCCGCGGAGAUCUCCAAGAAGAUCAAGAAGUAGAAGUCAUCACCGGGAGGGCCAUGGAUCUUCUAGUUUUGACAGAGAAUUAGAAAGAGAGAAAGAACGGCAGCGACUAGAGCGGGAAGCCAAAGAGAGAGAGAAGGAAAGACGAAGAUCCCGAAGUAUUGAUCGGGGGUUAGAGCGCAGGCACAGCCGGAGUAGGGAAAGGCAUAGAAGUCGCAGUCGAAGUCGUGAUAGGAAAGGGGAUAGAAGAGACAGGGAUCGGGAAAGGGAGAAAGAAAAUGAGAGAGGUCGAAGACGAGAUCGAGAUUAUGAUAAGGAGAGAGGAGAAAGGGACCGGGAGAGAUCGAGAGAGCGCUCCAAGGAGCAGAGGAGUAGGGGUGAGGGAGAGGAGAAGAAGCACAAAGAAGACAAGGAGGAUAGGCGACACAGAGACGACAAAAAAGAUUCCAAGAAAAAACACAGCAGAAGUAGAAGCAGAGAAAGGAAACACAGAAGUAGAAGCAGAAGCAGAAAUGCAGGGAAACGGAGCAGGAGCAAAGACAAGUCAAGCAAACAUAAAAACGAAAGCAAAGAAAAGUCAAAUAAAAGAAGUAGAAGUGGCAGCCAAGGAAGAACUGGCAGUGUGGAAAAAUUGAGGAAACGAGAACACAGCCCUAGCAAAGAGAAGUCUAGAAAGCGCAGUCGAAGCCAAGACCGCUCCCACAAGAGAGAUCAUGGGGAUGGCAAGGACCAGUCAGACAGACAGGAUCAUCAGAGGAGCCAGAGUGUAGAGCCAGAGAGCCAAGAAAGAGAACAUAAAAACAAAGAUGAGACUGUGUGAAGAUUUUGUAAAAUUGGAUCACAUUGAAUCCUAUAAAUGUUGAUUAAAUUCUGCUUUUUUUCCCCCCAAAUUAAGAUUGUGCAGUAGUUAUGCACUCUGAGCUCCCUGUAGGCUGUGUUUUCAUUUCUUUUUGUGUAGGGAAGUGCCUUUGUAAUCCCAUAUAUUGCAUUGAUGUUUUCACCCAGUUGAGUUGACACAUGAUGCACAGAUUGUUCUUGCAUUUUUGUUUGUUUUUAAAAUGUACAGUCUGUACAUAUGUCCUGAAAAUGUUUUAAUUCCUUUGGCAUGGUUGCCAUGUUGGUUAAAUUUGUAUAAGGCAAUAAACUGCCACUAAUUCUAUUUUUGUUUUGUAGGUGUGGGAUUAUGGUUGUGUACUGAAGUUAGCAUGGCUGUGCUUUUCAUAAUAGAAUGCUAAAGACUUUGGGAAUGGAUCUUGGAUGUUUGUUUUAGGAGAAUUAUGUGCUUUCAAUAUACAUGAAGGCAACAGUUGUAGGGUUAACAUUCUUGUCCACUGUAUAUUACCUUGGAAGCUCUUGUUAAUAUGUUAUACUUAAUAUUCUCCACAGCUAAUGUUAGAGAAAAUUUAUGAGAGGUUUAAAUUAGGCUGUGAUUGAUCAAAAGUCCUUUUAGCAUUCUACCUCAAAGGGACAUUGUUAGUAUGCCUAAAAUUUAUUCACUUAGUUUCUUUUUUAAAAAAUACAUUGACAUGUGCUUUUCCCCUCCUUGAAUUCUUUCUCAGAUUUUAAAAGUACUAUAUUAAAAGCCGUGUAAAGCCUGGCAUUGCAGCAGCCCUAUACUAACAAGUGAUGGGGAGAGGGUGGGGCACGCGGGCAGAGAAGCAUUCAAGCCUCAAGCUUCCAAAGCAUUUUUAUAAAUGGAGAAUACUUAAAUUAUGAAACAGCUUGAUAUAGUAUCCUUUUUUUAAAAUUGAAAACUUUUUUUAUUGAUGAAGACUGCUGUUUGAGUUUUUAAACUUAAUCUAGGAACAGUAUAACAGUAAUGCAGUGCUGCGUUAUUUAAGACUAUCAGCAGAUUAUUUGAUAGAUUGUUCUUAUGACUUGUAUUCUGAUUUCAGAAAACCAUCAUGAGUAUGGAAUAAAUACUGGAUUAAAUCCUUUA
This is a messenger RNA of Myodes glareolus (Bank vole), 3023 nucleotides long. The record is from RefSeq and is a predicted model, not a curated record. Lineage: Eukaryota; Metazoa; Chordata; Mammalia; Rodentia; Cricetidae.